Silurus meridionalis is the source of this 1639-nucleotide messenger RNA. It is a transcript of the gene tmed2, whose product is annotated as transmembrane p24 trafficking protein 2. Gene Ontology annotation, cellular component: endoplasmic reticulum; Golgi apparatus; endoplasmic reticulum-Golgi intermediate compartment. Bases 195 to 800 code for a protein of 201 amino acids. Gene Ontology annotation, biological process: Golgi organization; endoplasmic reticulum to Golgi vesicle-mediated transport; intracellular protein transport. The record is from RefSeq and is a predicted model, not a curated record. The transcript is spliced from 4 exons. NCBI's taxonomy places the organism in Eukaryota, Metazoa, Chordata, Actinopteri, Siluriformes, Siluridae.
UGGACCUCAGCGCGACCCGUCAUAAGCUUUACGUGGCAGUACCAGCGAAGCUCCGUGUUUAACUUAAAAAUAACCUCGACUCCAUUCGCUCUGCUGAUGGAAACACAGUCUGUGUAAAAUUUCACCCACGGGCUCUUAAUGGUGCUGCUGCUGGUGGAUUCAUUAGCGCGUAAUAACACAAGUACCAAGCGAGAAUGUUCACGUUUCCGGAGCUCGCCGUCCUGCUCGGGCUUUUGUGCGCUACAGCGAGCGGCUACUUCGUUAGCAUAGACGCUCACGCGGAAGAGUGCUUCUACGAGCGAGUCAACUCGGGCACCAAGAUGAGCCUCAUGUUCGAGGUAGCCGAAGGAGGAUUUUUGGACAUCGACGUUGAGAUAACUGGACCAGAUGGAAAGCAGAUUUAUAAAGGAGAUCGGGAAUCCAGUGGGAAAUACUCCGUGGCUGCUCAUAUGGAUGGCACGUAUAAGUUUUGCUUCAGCAACAAGAUGUCCACCAUGACUCCCAAAAUUGUCAUGUUCACCAUUGACAUCGGUGAAGCUCCCAAAGGCCAAGACAUGGAGACAGAGGCUCACCAGAACAAACUGGAAGAGAUGAUCAACGAAUUGGCCGUCGCCAUGACAGCUGUCAAGCAUGAGCAGGAGUACAUGGAGGUCCGGGAAAGAAUACACAGAGCAGUUAAUGACAACACCAACAGCCGAGUGGUGCUGUGGUCAUUCUUCGAAGCCCUGGUGCUGGUUGCCAUGACUCUGGGACAGAUUUAUUACCUGAAGAGAUUUUUCGAAGUACGGCGAGUCGUGUAAAAAAAAAAAAAAAAAAAAAAAAUGAAAAUAAUAAUUGAAAAACACAAACACGUUUUCUCUGUACUCUCGAGACAGUCAUUCGCUCCUCCAAGGAUUGGCUCUCCUGCCUCAGCAACUUUCAGAAGAGUACUUCUUGUCAGUCAUUCAGUUUCCAGUCUUUUCAUUCUUUACUUCUGUGUUUCUUUAGAUUUUGUUUUGGGGAGCUGUGGUCUUUCAGGCAAAUCUUUUGGUGUUCACUUUUAAUUUAGUUUUAAACCCUAGUUUUUUUUUUUAAUUUUGCUGUUUUAUUUUGUGGAACUUUCUGACUUUUUGCUGCUUUUCUAGUUUAAUCUGCAUCAUAGACAAACAGUGACAUAAAGAGGGUAUAAUUGGCUGUUGCUUAGAGAAUGCUACAUGCGUCGCAUGGUGUAAAUUUCACGGUAUUGUAUAAUGUUUGCAAUGAUUUGAUUGUUAACUUGAAAUGAAAUCGAGUGGUCUGACUUUUGACGCACACCCUUUGUAGGCUUCUUUAACUUGUACGGCACAUAACGAACGUGUAUUUGCUAAACUAUAGAAUAAGACUGUUUACGUAUUAAAUUGGCUUUACUGUAUCUUCAAAUGUUUAAAUAUAAUUUCCAAGGUUUUUUUUUUUUUGGUUUUCUGGGGAAGGGAGUAAUUUAUGUACUUUUUUACUGUUACAUGUCUGUAUGGACAUUUAAUUCUUGAACAUUUGCUACACAGAAAGGAUAUUGGCCAUGACUACUGCAGAAUUGAUGGUAAAAUUGUACAAUAUUGUAAAGUAGAAUGUUCCAGUGAAUCAAAGAUGAAUUUGAUUCAAUAAAACAUGUUCUUUGAAAAAA